CUUAACUAAAUUGGCUAUGAAAAAAGCAACUACCUAUAAAACUAUUCAACAGUAUUCUUAUCUAAGAAUAGGUCAACAAAUUUGUUAUUCUCACUAUAUGUCCAUUGUUGAAAAUUUUCAAGAAUGGACUUAUAGGCGUGAAGACAUACCUAUCCCGCGUUUAUCAAUUAAUAAAUUGUCACUUGAAGAUUGGAUUAAAAAAAUGACAACCGUUCUAUAUAAAAAAAGAAAUAAUGGCCUUAUACUUGACCCAAAAGAGUUUGAUAAAAUGCUUGUUGCUGCGGACUUGAUUUAA
This is a messenger RNA of Dentiscutata erythropus, 295 nucleotides long. The record is from the annotation of a GenBank genome assembly. NCBI's taxonomy places the organism in Eukaryota, Fungi, Glomeromycota, Glomeromycetes, Diversisporales, Gigasporaceae.